This is a messenger RNA of Leptopilina heterotoma, 1093 nucleotides long. RefSeq lists its product as uncharacterized. The transcript is spliced from 3 exons. The record is from RefSeq and is a predicted model, not a curated record. NCBI's taxonomy places the organism in Eukaryota, Metazoa, Arthropoda, Insecta, Hymenoptera, Figitidae. Bases 169 to 864 code for a protein of 231 amino acids. Gene Ontology annotation, biological process: regulation of transcription by RNA polymerase II. Gene Ontology annotation, cellular component: nucleus.
AUUUAAAAUCCUAACCUUAACUGACAUAUGUAAACAGCUGAUUUCCUUCCGUUCAAUAUUUACAGUUUUUGUUUAAAAAUCAAUGAAAAAUUAAUUACAUUACGUUUGCGCUUUCAAUGAAAAGUGUGUAACAAAGUUCGAUAAAUAAAAAGGAAUUGUUAUACAAAAAUGGGAGAACCAGAAGAUUCAAAAAUUACGUCAACACAAAAAACUUUAUCGUCUUCUCACGAUUCAGGAUGGAAUGAUCCACCAAUGCGGGCCUUUAGUGCAACGAAAAGUUCUUGUACAACACCAACGAAGAGACUGUUAAACAAACGAGUUGCAUUUCCAUUAAAUUCAACGGCCAAUACUUCAAAUCUUUCGAAUCAAACUCCAAUGCCCAUUCCAUCAAAUCUUCCGCCUCCACUAUCAUGCAAAGAGAAAAUAAACAAUUCCCCUCUGCAAGAAUCAAGUAAUGGAGAACAAGAAGAACGAGAUUCUAAUUCAUUCAUUCUUAAGGAGGACUUACUGAAAGAAGUAUUGGUUAAUUUAGAUGUACUUAUGGAAAAGUAUGUUCAUUCUGAGACGUCACAAGAUGUCAGAAAGAGAAUAGAAAUUAUGAGAAAUUUAUUAAUUGAUAAAAAAUUAGACAAUGAUAUUCAGACGAGAAUUCUGAAUUUACUAAAAGCUCUAAAUGCAGAAGAUGUCGAGAAGGCGGACAAACUUCAGAUUUCAUUAAUGAUGGCGAGAGGUUCUUCUUGUUCCUCUUGGCUUCCUGGAAUUAGACAUUUGAUUUUUGAAAUGAAAUCGAAAAUAACUAAAAACGACACAGUUGUAAAUAGUGAUACGGAUACGAGUUUAAUUUCAACACUUUCUUUAGAAUGAAUUUCGUAUUAAAAAUGAAUUUUUAAGAGUGAUAUUUCUAUUUCUAUAAAAAAAUAUUUAUUACAGAGUUGAAUUAGUUUUUAUAUGAGUUAGCAUUUGUAAUAUUAUCUUUUUUGUUUUUUUUAAAGUUGAAAACAUUUUUAUUAUAUUUCUAUCACAAUCUAUAUUUACAAAAAUUAUUAUAAAAGUUAAUUGUUAAUAAAGUUUGAUACAGAGUUUGCAAAUGACA